This is a messenger RNA of Galendromus occidentalis (western predatory mite), 726 nucleotides long. RefSeq names its product 52 kDa repressor of the inhibitor of the protein kinase-like. The transcript has a single exon. Lineage: Eukaryota; Metazoa; Arthropoda; Arachnida; Mesostigmata; Phytoseiidae. The annotation marks the transcript as partial. The record is from RefSeq and is a predicted model, not a curated record.
AUGGACGCAGGUGACGAAAGUCUCAAAGAGCAUUUUCUCGAAUGUGGGAGAAAUGCCGCCUAUACGAGCGUGCGAAUCCAGAAUGAGGUGAUAGACUCCAUCGGUGUAUUGACAGGGAAAAAGAUCGUAGCUGAAGUGAACGCAUCCAGGUUCUUCUCGGUGCUGGCUGACGAGACAACAGACAUCAGUAAAAUCGAUCAGCUCACGAUACGCUUCCGCUACGUUGCGUUGUUUGAUGGACAACAGGUUCUGCGAGAAAACUUCCUCUCCUUUUCCGCUGUGACAGACGAGACUGGCGCCGGUUUGGCAGCGACAAUCACCCGAGCCCUGCACGAAGAAGGGGUAUUCGUCGCGAACAUGAGAGGCCAAGGGUAUGACGGGUGUAGCUCGAUGAGAGGGAAGUACAAGAGUGUUCAAGCGGAGAUUAAGAAAAUUGUUUCGAAAGCCCUCUAUUUCCACUGCGCCAGCCACUGUCUGAACCUGGCGUUGGCUCAUUCGAUCGACGACACGAGAAUCAGACUGACGGUAGGCACUAUCGCCAGCACCUGCUCUUUAAUGAGCGCUUACCCUUGCCGGGUGAAGUUGCUUCAAGACACGGUCGAAGCCAUGAUGCCGGAGGUCAAAGCACGCCGCUUGAAGCCUCUUUGUGCAACACGUUGGGUGGAGCGCCAUAAAGCGUUCAUCUCAUUCAAAGAACUUCUGAGUCCCACGUCAGAUACUUACAUC